AUGGCGGAAGGUCAGGGAGCGCCGGGGAGCCCCGCAGGCGGCAGCAACGAGAGCGGCGGCGACCAGAGUCCGCGAUCCGGCGUCCGCGAGCAAGACAGGUUACUGCCGAUCGCGAAUAUCAGCCGGAUCAUGAAGAAGGGGGUCCCGGCCAACGGGAAGAUCGCCAAGGAUGCCAAGGAGACCGUUCAGGAAUGCGUGUCGGAGUUUAUUAGCUUCAUCACUAGCGAGGCAAGUGAUAAGUGCCAGAGAGAGAAGAGAAAGACUAUCAAUGGUGAUGAUUUGCUAUGGGCAAUGGCGACACUAGGUUUUGAGGACUACAUUGAUCCGCUCAAGACGUACCUCACUAGGUACAGAGAGGGUGACACCAAGGGAUCUGCCAAGGCUGCAGAUGGAUCUUCCAGGAAGGAUUGUCCUAAUCCUAGCUCACAGCCACAAGCUCAACAUAUGAUGGUCCCGAUGCGAGGCAUGGACUAG
Striga hermonthica is the source of this 474-nucleotide messenger RNA. Lineage: Eukaryota; Viridiplantae; Streptophyta; Magnoliopsida; Lamiales; Orobanchaceae. The record is from the annotation of a GenBank genome assembly.